CAUAAAUAAAAGCUAGCUUGGCCGUCGGUUACUACCUCCGCAGCAUUAUUAGAGCGAGAGGUAAAAAACAAAACCCAGCCCCAAAAAUUCGAAACAAAAAAAGGGGAAAAAUCAAACCCUAGGUGCCGGAUCGGAGGGAGAGAAGAGGGUACGUUCUCACCUGUAACUGGAAUUCCCCAAGGCAAGUUUCUCCACCAUAAAACGGCCUCGUUUCAUUAAAACGACGUCGUAGCUCUUAAACAACGGCGUUCUAUCAAAACGACGUCGUUCUUCUCCCUAGACGGCGUCGUUUUCCUGCUGCAACGUCGGUUUUUUUUUUUUUUUUUUUACUUUUUUUCUCUCAAAAAUUUUAAAUUAAUUUUAGAUCUCGUCCCCCCCUUUGCUUUGUUUCGAAUUCAAUGUUCGAAGAAAAUUCGUGAAUUUUUUUUAAUGGAUUGUACGAUUUGUGGAAGAAGAUGAUAGAAUCGAGUUAUGUGAAGAAGGCUAUGGCAUUUGAAGAGGAAACGAGGAGUUUUGCUUGCUCUUCCAUUUGUGUUUGUUUUAGAGAACUUCAUCAGUAAAAUGGACCUCUAUGUGACCAGUCCUGGGCCAAUUGACCAAUCUGUACUUUAUGAUCAAGAUAAGCACGUGUCAUCAGCAGUGUGGGAGGGGCAGGAGCGUGGUGCCCUUAGAUGUCAUGAACACACUUCAAAACUUGAUCAAUGGGCACUCACUCAAAAUCAGCUGGAGCUAGUACAUAAGGCUGGAUUUGGGUACUUAAGAUUGAUCCCUGCUAUUAGUUUGGACAAUCCACUCAUCUCUGCACUAGUUGAGAGGUGGAGGAGAGAAACUAAUACAUUUCACUUGAAUGUUGGAGAAAUGACGGUAACCCUUGAAGAUGUUGCAUACUUGCUUGGACUAGCAAUUGAUGGAGAACCUGUUAUGGGUGUAACCUAUACCAUGUGUGACACAAUAUGUGAAAAACUUUUAGGAAAAGCACCAGACUCUGGUUCUACUAGUGGGGGAAUGGUGAAGUUAAGUUGGUUAAAAGAGUCGUUUUCUCAGUGUCCUGAAGAUGCACCAAUGGAAGAGAUAGAGCGCCGUACACGGGCUUACCUGCUUUAUCUUGUUGGUAGUACGAUUUUUUCCACGACCACUGGCAAUAAAGUCCCUGUCAUGUACCUUCCAUUGUUUGAGAAUUUUGACCAAGCUAGUAAUUAUGCCUGGGGUGCAGCAGCAUUGUCAUUCUUGUAUAGAGCACUUGGCAAUGCCUCUCUGAAAUCUCAAAGUACCGUUAGCGGCUGUUUAACACUACUACAGUGUUGGAGUUACUAUCAUCUGGAUAUUGGUCGACCAAGGCUCAAUCAAGAUUCAAUCCAUGUUUCUUUUCCACUUGUACUUAAAUGGAAAGGAAAACAAAGUGGUCCAACGGCAAACCGUGAUUUAAUCUUCUAUCGCAAGGCAUUGGACUCCCUCAAGUCAAGUGAUGUUGAGUGGCUUCCUUAUAUGAACAUUGACAGUAGAAUUAUACCAGAAGAUAUCAAGAGUAGUUUGAUUGUAGGGAGAUCAAAAACAAUGUUGAUAUGUUUUGACAAGGCAGAAAGACACCUCCCUGAUCGUUGCUUAAGGCAAUAUGGCUUGCGCCAGUCAAUCCCAGAAGAAGUGCAGCGGUGGGAAAGAAAGAGUCGUGGAGUUGAUGGUGGGGUAGACUUGUCAGGGAAAAUGGAACUAGAGCUUAACGAAUGGUUGGACCGUCAACUCAAUAUUGUGGAAGAUGAUGGGGGUGUAGAAGAAAGUGAAUACAUGCAGUGGUACCUGAAAAUUACGCGUAGAUUUGUAGGAAGGCUUAUACCUUUAUCAUCAGAAUUUCAGAGAAUGCAUGCUGCAUUAAGGGAUAUUGCACACUUGGCUGAUACAGUCUCCACACAAGGGAUGGAUUCUCAGCAAACAGAAUCAGUGACGAGGAUCAGGUACAUUGUGCAUGAAUGUCUAAGGGAUCAAGUUGGAACUUCAAUGCUAGCGCCGAGCAUCCCACAGGUUGAACAUGGGAAAAGGAUAAGGGGAAAGGAAAUGAUAAGAAGGAAGAGUAAUGGGAAACGUAGGCGGAAGGAUGAUCCAGUUCAGUGUCAUGCAGCUAGCGAAGGUGGUGAUGGUGUUGAUGCACAGCUGCACACAACUAUUGAGGUUGAUGGCACUCUGCUCUGUCAUCCAACUGAUGAGAUUGAUGAUACGGAGACUUGUAUUGCAGUUACUGGGGUUGAUGACUCUCAGGUUUGUCAUGCCAUUAUCAAGGGUGAAGCACAAGCUGUUCCACAGUCAUCUCUUAGAACUAGUGAGGAUGUUGGGCAACAUAAUGACUGUAGCAUUGUAGUUUAAGAAUAUUUAGCAUGUGGCCACUGGGAUUACAUUAUUUCACAAUCACUCAGCGAGGCGCUUAUAUUAUUCUAUUUUUAUAGUCUCUGCAUUUGUGUUGGAGGCCUUGCACUGCCAUACAGAGCUAUUGAUUUUAAAUUUUUCCUUGUUUUUUUCUUGAUUUUUUAGCUUUGAAAUGCAGCCCGACAUCACCUGUGCGUGCUCUGUGGCUGAAACAACCAGGAUUUGAAUUAGAACAGAUCAAGUCUUGUUCUCUAGUUUA
Messenger RNA from Vitis vinifera (wine grape), 2614 nucleotides. Its product is annotated as protein MAIN-LIKE 2. The transcript has 7 exons. The record is from RefSeq and is a predicted model, not a curated record. Gene Ontology annotation, biological process: meristem development; meristem maintenance. NCBI's taxonomy places the organism in Eukaryota, Viridiplantae, Streptophyta, Magnoliopsida, Vitales, Vitaceae. Bases 562 to 2355 code for a protein of 597 amino acids.